ACGAUUAACGUCAAUUUGAUGUUACAAAACAAAACCUGCCGUCUGCAUGCUCGGGCUGCCCAAAUAUCGAAUCUAUGGGCAUUACUUUUUUCUGAGAAUGAAUAAGUUCAUAUUUGAAUCCAUUACACAAGUGUUGUUGGCACGGCUCUAGGAACUCACGUUUGCUCAGGAAAUUAAGUGAAUCUACAAUUUUGCGAAGGUCGCAAUCGAUCAUCGUCAUCGAAGCCUGCGCGCUGCGGUGACUUCGUCGAGCUCGAAAAUUCGUGACGCUCCCCCCCAGACCAGUGGCUUAGUUUUCAUCAUUAAAGUGGCCGCUGCAUGCUGCGCAUGUAUGAUGUAAUCGGCUGAGCUGAGCUGGCUGGACUCUGGAAUAGCUUGGAAUUGGGCUGACUGCUGGCCUUGUCGAAUAUCCAUCAUCGAUGCAAAAUGGCAGAUGACACUCUGUUCGAAUUCUGUGGAUCUGCAUUUUGGGACCCAUCGUUAGUGAACUCAUCAGUACCUGAUGUAACACCAUGUUUUCAAGAGACAGUAUUAUCAUGGAUACCUCCUGCUUUCCUUUUGGGUGUUGCACCUUUCUAUCUUCUCUUCCUGAAGCACAAUGACAAAGGCUUCAUCCAUAUCUCAAAACUUCACAAGGCUAAGUUGUGUCUUGGGUUGCUGCUCAUCCUACUACCUGUAUUAGAUCUCUGCAAAGGAAUAGCAGACAUGGCGCAGAGUGAUGGAGGAUUGCCAGCAGUAUACGUAGUCACACCAUCAAUAUUAGCAAUAACAAUGGUUGUAGCCCUGAUCCUCAUCCAUAUAGAGAGAAGGAAAGGUCUUCAGUCAUCCGGUGUGCUCUUUAUAUUUUAUCUUAUCAGUAUUAUAUGUGCAGUGGCAGAGUUUCACUCAAAGGCAAUUAAUGCACAAUAUCAAGGUUCACAGGAUGCAUUCCGAUAUGUGACCUUUUACCUUUACUUCUUUCUCCUGAUUGGUCAGUUAGUUCUUGUUGCCUUUGCAGAUGAAAUGCCAUAUUACUCGCCAGAUAUUGCCGAUAUUAAUCCUUGCCCAGAAGCUAGAGCUUCAUUCUUGUCUGUUGUCACAUUCUGGUGGUUUACAAGUAUGGUAAUCAGAGGAUAUAAGAAGAGUUUGGAGAGAGUGGAUCUGUGGUCACUUCUCAGCAGAGAUAAAGCUUGUACAGUCGUCCCAGAAUUUGAAAGAAGUUGGAUACAGGAGGUCCACAGGGCAAACCGUUUCAAGCACGGAGCAUUAUCCCAUGCCUCAUUAAAUCAUCCCAAUGAUGGUCAGAAGUACGCUAUGACUGAACUAGACCAAGACGGGAAAUCCCCCAAUGGUACCCAUACCAGAGUGUAUCGUCCACCAUCUGACGCAGCAUCAAAGGACAACAUAGACGGUUAUACCCGGGCUGUGGCUGUGCCACAGGUUGAGUUCAUAGAUAGCAGCAGUAAAGCAUCAUUGUUUAGAGCUGUCGCCAUGAGUAACGGAGAGAAGUUCCUAGUCGCUGUGCUCCUCAAAUUCAUUCAUGAUUGUUUGAUCUUUAUCAACCCACAGAUACUGAGAUUAUUAAUCAACUUCACAGAGGAUGACAGUAUAUGGCAAUGGAGAGGUUUCUUCUACGCAGGAUCAAUGCUUAUGAUAUCAAUGUUCAACUCAUGUGUAUUACAUCAGUAUUUUCAUCGCUGCUUCAUCGUGGGGAUGCAUCUCAGAUCCUCCAUCAUUGGUGUGGUUUAUAGAAAGUCAUUACAGCUAUCCAGUGCAGCGCGGAAAGGAGCCACCGUUGGUGAGAUAGUCAAUCUGAUGUCCGUAGAUGCUCAACGUUUCAUGGAUCUGUGUACCUAUCUCAACAUGUUAUGGUCCGCACCGUUCCAGAUCUCUGUCGCUCUGUACUUCCUGUGGCAGACUUUGGGGCCAUCGGUCCUGGCUGGGUUAGGGGUUAUGAUCCUGAUCAUCCCCAUCAAUGCUUUUGUAGCUAUGCAAGCAAGGAAACUACAGGUGAAACAGAUGCAAUACAAGGAUGCCCGAAUCAAACUAAUGAGUGAGGUGCUUAGUGGUAUCAUGGUACUGAAGCUAUAUGCCUGGGAGGAGUCCUUUCAAGCCAAGAUUCUUGCCAUCAGAGAUAAAGAAUUGAAAGUACUACGUCUUGCUGCUUAUCUUAAUGCUUUCACUUCAUUCACAUGGACCUGCGCACCUGUUCUGGUUUCUGUGACAACGUUUGCAGUGUAUGUGGUAUCGAAUGAGAACAACAUUCUUGAUGCAGAGAAAGCCUUUGUUUCAAUUGCUCUUUUUAAUAUCCUCCGAUUCCCCCUCACCAUCAUGCCAAAUCUCAUCUCUAAUAUCGUGCAGACCAGUGUAUCAUUGAAACGAUUGGAGAAGUUCUUAAAGAAUGAACAGCUUGACCCGCAGAAUGUUGACCAUUUCAACAUGCCAGGUCACUCAAUAACUGUGGAUAAUGGUCAUUUCACUUGGGAUAGAGAAGAAAAAACAACUCUUACAAACAUCAAUCUUGACAUCAAGCAAGGGUCGUUGAUAGCAGUAGUUGGACAGGUUGGAUGUGGGAAGUCAUCUCUUCUAUCAGCAUUGCUUGGAGAGAUGGAGAAAAUAGAUGGUAAAGUCUUUAUGCAGGGUUCGGUUGCCUAUGUUCCGCAGCAAGCUUGGAUCCAGAAUGCAACAUUGAGAUCCAACGUUAUAUUUAGUAAAGAUCUUCAUGUUACUAAGUACAAGCAUAUUAUAAAGGCUUGUGCAUUGGCUAGGGAUCUUGAAGUGCUACCGGGCGGUGACAUGACAGAGAUUGGUGAAAAGGGUAUCAACCUUAGUGGUGGUCAGAAGCAGAGGGUCAGUUUGGCCAGAGCUGUCUAUGCUAACACUGAUGUGUACCUACUGGAUGAUCCCUUGAGUGCAGUGGAUGCACACGUUGCUAAACAUAUCUUUGGACAUGUCAUCGGACCUGAAGGGCUUCUCAAAAACAAGACCCGUGUCCUGGUCACCCAUGGGAUAAGUUUUCUACCUCAAGUUGAUCAGAUCAUUGUAAUAGUCGAUGGUUCUGUCUCUGAGGUCGGCUCUUAUCAAGAUCUCCUGGAUCAGAACGGUGCAUUCGCUGAGUUUCUUAGGAACUACAGCCAAGAUGCUGAUGAGAAGGAGGAUGAAGAGGAUGAGGAGGAGGAAGAAGAUAUACCAGUCAACAUAUCAUUGGAAGAUCUGACAGAGGACAAAGAACCAGUCAGAAACCUCAAACCACUCAAAGGAAAAUCCAGGAAACUAAGCAAAGGAAUUGAAGCCAUAUCACAGUAUGAUAUCCUCAACACACCCAGUAAGAAGUCAGAUCUUGCCGUGAAGACCGAUGCAUAUGAUGAGGUUGUGAUGGGGGAGAAGGAGGAGAAGCUGAUACGAGAUGAGAAAGCACAGCUAGGCAAUGUGAAAUUGACAGUAUUCUGGGCCUACAUUAGUUCAGUUGGAGUACUCCUAUCUCUGCUCAUUGUAACGCUUUACAUGCUGUUCAACAUCGCCUCUGUUGGCGGUAACCUGUGGCUUAGCCGCUGGAGUAAUGAACCGUUAGUCAAUGGAACCCAACCGGAUGCAGUGAGAGACAAAUACCUGACCAUCUAUGCAUUGCUUGGACUCACACAGGGCUCAAUAGCCAUUGCUGCUGUCACCAUCCUUCAUCUUGGAGCCGUCAUAUCUGGUCGCAUCCUUCACGUCCGUCUCCUUACUGCCGUCAUCCACUAUCCGAUGUCACACUUUGACACCAUACUCCGCGGUAGUCAUCUAAAUCGUUUCUCUAAAGACUUGGACGUCAUCGAUCACGACCUCCAGCAGACGCUGGAUGAUUUUCUGACGUGCUACCCAGACGCUAUCUUGUCGUUCAUCGUCAUCUGUUUCUCGACUCCAUGGUUUAUGAUUGUUGCUGUCCCACUCAUUGCAUUUUAUGUUGUGAUACAGCGGUUCUACAUCUGUACAUCCCGUCAAUUAAAGAGGCUCGAGUCGGUAUCGCGUUCACCGAUCUAUUCUCAUUUCUCUGAGUCAAUCGUUGGUACAAGCACCAUCCGGGCGUACCAACGUCAACAUGACUUCAUCAAACAGAAUGAGCAGCUUAUUGACAACAAUCACAUCACAUACUACCCUAAUAUUGUCUCUAACAGGUGGCUUGCUCUGAGACUAGAGUUUGUUGGGAACUGCAUUGUAUUCUUUGCAGCUCUCUUUGCUGUGAUUGGUCGAAACAACCUAAGCUCUGGCAUUGUGGGAUUGUCUAUCAGCUAUGCCUUGCAGAUCACCCAGACGUUGAAUUGGAUGGUUCGAAUGACCAGUGAGCUUGAAACAAAUAUUGUCUCUGUUGAGAGAGUCAAAGAAUAUUCUGAAGCGCCAACAGAGGCAGCGGCUAUAAUAGAAGACAACCGACCAGCCGAAAGUUGGCCCGAUGAAGGCAAAGUGGAGUUUAUCAACUACAGUACACGUUAUAGAGAAGGACUUGACCUUGUCAUUAAAGGAAUCAAUGUCACAGUCAAGCCUGGUGAGAAGGUUGGUGUUGUUGGGAGAACAGGUGCAGGAAAGUCUUCAUUGACCAUGGCUCUCUUUAGAAUCAUUGAGCCUGCUGAAGGUCAUAUCAAGAUUGAUGGUGUGGACAUCUCGUCCAUCGGCCUCAAGGAUCUAAGGUCUAAGAUCACCAUCAUUCCUCAGGAUCCUGUAUUGUUUGCUGGAGCUCUACGCAUGAAUCUAGAUCCGUUUGAGAGCUACACUGAUGAUGAAGUCUGGUUAGCUCUGAGAUUAUCUCAUCUAGCAAACUUUGUCUCGAGUCUUCCAGAAGGUCUGCAGCAUGAAUGUUCAGAGGGAGGAGAAAAUCUCAGUGUUGGACAACGUCAGCUGAUCUGCCUUGCGAGGGCGCUGUUGAGAAAGAGCAAGAUCCUAGUCUUGGAUGAAGCCACGGCAGCAGUGGAUCUAGAAACUGAUGAUCUCAUACAGGCUACUAUACGAUCAGAGUUCUCAGAAUGCACAGUCAUCACGAUAGCACAUCGCAUCAACACAAUCAUGGACAGUACUAGAAUAUUGGUGAUGGAUGGAGGGGAAGUAUCCGAGUUUGACACACCCACCAACCUACUGACCAGUGGAGGAAUCUUCUACACUAUGGCCAAAGAUGCUGGACUUACCUCAUAAUAUAUCUUGUGUGUGAAGUCUCCCCCCCCCCCAUUCAACGUUUGAGUGACCGAGGUGUAUGGUUCGAUUGGCCCAUUAUUAAGGUUUCUUUCAUCUGUAAUAUGGUGUGUGAAGUCUCCCCUAUGAGAGUCUAAUCAACUGAGGGUGAUGUGGUUUGUAAAUGGCUGGUAUUGGUGAUGACUAUGACAUUUUUGUGUGCUGAAUUGAUGGGUGGAUGAUCAAGUGUUAUCUUGCAAUUUAAUCAACAAAGACUAUUGCAAAGGUAGGUGCUACAUGUCAGCUGUGACCAUAGGUAUUUCAAGAAAUACAAUUGAAAGAUAUGUAAAAGUAAUGUUUUUUUUUCCUUUGCCAAAGAGUUUGUUUUAACAGAAUGUGUUGAACUUUGAGAGCAUUGUCUUGCUUCCAAUUGUACUCUUUUUUUUUUGCAGUUUUAAACACAAGUGUGUGAACUUGUUAGGGUAUAGUCGACUAAUUUCUUGACUUGACUUGAGGUAUAACAAAAAUAUCUUCAAGAAUUGUUUGCUUGUAUGGGAUUUAAAAUGAGAGUAAGCAAGAACAGCUGUCUUUGGCCAUUCAAACUAUCUCAGCCAUUCAACAUAACUACUCACCAAGAUUAGGGUUGCACAAGAAACUUCAAUGCGUAGACAAUAUAGGGUACAUGAUACAUCGCCUAUGAAAAAUAUUGUAAACUUUUUAAUAUGUUUCAAAUAAGAUACCUGCCUUGAAUGCCCUAAUUAUCUUAUUUCCUCAGUUUGAUAGUUAGGCUCCUGGGGAAAGGGUCAUAACAAUGUCAUCCCUAAUAAUAUUAUAUUGACCCAUCUCCAGAUCUGUUUGUCUUCUCUAGAGUGGUAUGAGAGCAUUACUUGUCAUGUUUGACAUUGAUUGUUCAAUGGGUGUGUUUUUAUCUUCCCUAUUGUAGUUUUUACAGUGUGCUGUAAUGAGCUACCCAAACAACCAUAAUCUUUGAUGUCAAUUUCUACCAAAUAAAGAAAAAACGCCAAUCAAAACGAUUUGAUGCAUGUAUUGUUUGAUAGAUGUGCAUUACUUUUUUAAAUUUUCAUUUGCAAUCAUAUUUGAUUUUGAAAAAAAAUGUUAUGACAUGCUAAAUGAAUAUUUGAUUUAAAAUUUCAGUUUAAGUUUUAGUAUGAGAUAAAAAACAUUGAUAUUGAGAUGGAUGGAUCUUAAAGCAGACUUCAUAUUUACAUUUGGCAUUGCAUGGUUUUGUGGUAAUUUUUUGCCAUUACUCUGACCCAGAGCCGUGUAUUUAGGGGUAUCUGCUUCAGAUUUUCAUUUGUUUAUCCCAAACCUCAAGUAAGAUGACGGACAUCAUAUAAAAUGCAAUUCAGUGAUUUCAGUCUCAAACCAGUUAGAAGGCGGGUUUUGUAGUGAUACUAGCUACCAGUAUUAAGGUGAUCAUUUGAUUCAUGCCAGAUGCCUUAGAUACAGUUGACUAUUUCAGUAAUUCUUCUGAAAUUUCUGAUCAUAUUUUAUUGUAUACAGGUACAACUGUGUAAAAUGAACAAGAUGAAAAGGAUUUUUCAUUUAGAUGAUUUAAAUAUUUUGCCACAUGUACAUGGUUAU
Messenger RNA from Lytechinus pictus (painted urchin), 6723 nucleotides. RefSeq names its product multidrug resistance-associated protein 1-like. The record is from RefSeq and is a predicted model, not a curated record. The transcript is spliced from 30 exons. Gene Ontology annotation, biological process: transmembrane transport. Gene Ontology annotation, molecular function: ATP binding; ABC-type transporter activity; ATP hydrolysis activity. Lineage: Eukaryota; Metazoa; Echinodermata; Echinoidea; Temnopleuroida; Toxopneustidae. Bases 427 to 5142 code for a protein of 1571 amino acids. Gene Ontology annotation, cellular component: membrane.